UCAUACCGCAGGACCUGCCGAGGAGUCACCAAAAACAACCGGGCUGGUCGAAAUCCGGUAUUCGGUGGAAAGAAAACCUGAUAUAGAGCUUUUCUGCUUGUUUGUAGGCAGAAACUCUGCCUAAUGAAAAACGGCAGUAGGGUAGUGACUACACUUUUUAGAAGUCUCCACAGAGUAUUUAUUAUAAUUUUUUAUCUUGCAUUGAUAGCAGGAAAGUAAGGCGAAACUAAGAGAUGAACGACUGAUUUUUUAAAAAGCAUUAAUAUAAGUACAAUAAUGAGAUUCCCUAUAAAGCAAAUAAUAACAGAUCGUCAAGAAUAAGGUGCACCAUCCUCUUUCCAGAAUCAAUCAGUCGUUCAGGACGUGCGGAAAAUUACAAGAACGGUGUUUAUCAACGUGUAAACUGCGAGCAACCACGAGAUAACAAACGCUAUCUCGUAGUGAAAAAAUAAGCAGCUGUGUGGCUUGUUGUUUUAAAUAUCUAUGGAACAAGUGAACAAGAGAGGACAACAGAACCUGACAACCCGCAGUAAAGCCCUUUCUUGCUUACAGUUUGCCUUUCAGUAGAUGGACCUUCCAGUGUGUUAUGCAAAAAGCGCACUAACAACUUAGCAGCAAUUUAAUGAUCUGACGACCUUAGACCUUGUGCACGUUACUUGUAUUUUAAUUCUGCGGUUUGUAAUCUGUCACCAACUUCUUCGGAGCGUUUCUUGCCAGGAACAAGAAUUGUUCUGAGGUUAAGCUGGGUUUCAGAACCAAGGACAGAUCUAAAAUCCAGCAGUUGCUUUAGUACGCGGAAACAAUCAAUCGGUUUGAAUACGAUUCUUGUAAAAGAUGCUUUUCUUUUUUGCACCACAUGAACUUGUAUACAGAGAGAUCGAACUGAGAAAAAAUAAAAGCGGGCUGCAUGAACCUUCUCCUAAGAUCUGAACACCAUAAGCAGCGCGGUGUCUCUUCAAAGUUAAACAUGAACAGAACAAUGUAAUUCAGAAGAGGAAUUAAUGAUAAAGAGGAAACUUCAGGCAUUCGUUGCAACUGUAUAAAACAAAGCACCACGCCCAGCCCCCCCCCCCCUCCCCCCAUACUUAAAAGAACACUCUCAGUCCAUCAUGGACAUCACGGCUUUGAGAUUUCGGUACAGAGUAGCUGUGACCCUUCUGUGGUCACUACACUUCCUGCUUACUGCGGUCAUCCUAGGACCUGAAGCCCUGCCCACAUCCAGCUACGCCAUGGGUGCUAAGCGUGAGAUCACCAUUGACGGGGACCUGGUGAUCGGAGGCCUCUUUCCAGUGCACGAGAAAGGUGAGGGUACAAAUGACUGCGGCAAGAUCAAUGAACAGCGUGGAAUCCAGAGGCUGGAGGCCAUGCUGCUCGCGCUUGAUGAGAUCAACCAAGACGAGCGGCUCCUGCCUGGAAUCAAGCUGGGUGCCCACAUCCUGGACACCUGCUCCAAGGACACCUAUGCGCUGGAGCAGUCCCUGGACUUUGUCCGUGCCUCUCUCACCAAGGUGGAUGACACUGAAUACAUCUGUCCUGAUGGAUCAUAUGCCAUCCAUGAUGACUUCCCCGUGGCUAUUUCUGGUGUGAUCGGUGGUUCCUACAGCGAUGUCUCUAUCCAGGUGGCCAACCUGCUCAGACUCUUUCAGAUUCCCCAGAUAAGCUACGCCUCCACCAGUGCUAAGCUCAGUGACAAGACGCGCUAUGACUACUUUGCUCGCACCGUGCCCCCGGACUUCUACCAGGCCAAGGCCAUGGCAGAGAUCCUCCGCUACUUCAACUGGACCUACGUGUCUACUGUGGCCUCGGAGGGUGAUUACGGUGAGACAGGUAUCGACGCUUUCCAGCAGGAAGCGCGAGCACGGCAGAUCUGCAUCGCCACGUCUGCGAAGGUCAGCCGUUCCAUGAGUCGCUGGAGCUACGAUGCAGUCAUACGUUCACUGCAGCAGAAGUCCAACGCCAAAGUAGUGAUUCUGUUCACACGAAGCGAGGAUGCACGCGAGCUCCUUGUGGCAGCUGCACGCAUGAACGUUACCUUCAUCUGGGUGGCCAGCGACGGGUGGGGGGCGCAGGAGAGCGUAGUGCGUGGCAGUGAGCUGGUAGCUGACGGGGCUUUCACCAUUGAGCUGGCCUCCUACCCCGUGCGGGAGUUUUCUGACUACUUCACCAAGUUGCAUCCAUACAACAACACUCGCAACCCAUGGUUCCGUGAGUUCUGGGAACACCGCUUCCAGUGUAGCCUUCAGGAGUUCAGCUGCAGUCAGCAUUCCCUGCGCAACGGGAAGUUUGAGGAAGAGUCCAAGAUCAUGUUCGUGCUGAACGCUGUCUAUGCCAUGGCGCACGCCCUGCACAACAUGAGGCAGGCCGUGUGCCCCAACUCCACCAAGGUUUGUGAUGCUAUGAAACCAGGCAAUGGCAAGAGGUUCUACCGGGAUUUCAUCUUGAAAACAAAAUUUGAUGCCCCAUUUCGUCCAGCAGACACUGAGAACAUAGUCCGCUUUGAUGCAUAUGGAGACGGCCUUGGUCGCUACAACAUAUUCCAUUACCACCAAGAGGACGGCAAGUAUAUCUACAAGAAGGUUGGGUACUGGGCGCAAGUCCUGGCACUGAAUACAUCACUCAUUCCCUGGGGAGAGCAGCUGCCUCCCACUUCCCAAUGUAGCGACCCCUGCAGGAAGAAUGAGAUAAAAAGCAUGCAGCCAGGGGAUGUAUGCUGCUGGAUCUGCAUUCCUUGUCAGCCAUAUCAGUUCCUGUUGGAUGAGUUUACCUGUAAGGACUGUCCCUUUGGACAGUGGCCCCUAGAGAACCUGACAGGCUGCUAUGACCUGCCAGAGGAGUACAUCCACUGGGAGGAUGCCUGGGCCAUUGGGCCUGUUACCAUUGCCUGCCUGGGCAUGCUCUGUACACUUUUUGUGAUUGGCCUGUUCAUGAAGAACAAUGACACUCCAGUGGUGAAAGCCAGUGGGCGGGAACUCUCUUACAUCCUCCUGCUGGGCGUGUUGAUGUGCUACAGCAUGACCUUCAUCUACAUCGCCAAGCCAUCCGCUGUCGUGUGCACGCUGCGUCGUCUUGGUCUGGGCACCUCAUUUGCUGUGUGCUACUCUGCCCUGCUGACCAAGACCAACCGUAUCGCGCGCAUCUUUAAUGGCGUGAAGGACGGCGCCCAACGGCCACGCUUCAUCAGCCCUACCUCGCAGGUGGCCAUCUGCAUUGCGCUCAUCUCCUGUCAGCUGGUGGUGGUGGUGGUCUGGCUGUUGGUAGAGGCUCCUGGCGUGCGCAAAGAAGUGAGCCCAGAGCGGCGGGACAUCGUCACCCUCAAGUGUAAUAGCAAGGAUUCCAGCAUGCUGGUGUCCCUCACCUACAACUGCGUGCUCAUCGUCCUCUGCACCGUCUAUGCCUUCAAGACAAGGAAAUGCCCUGAGAACUUCAACGAAGCCAAGUUCAUUGGCUUCACCAUGUACACCACCUGCAUCAUCUGGCUGGCCUUCCAGCCCAUAUUCUACGUGACUGCCAGCGACUACAGGGUUCAAACGACCACCAUGUGCAUCUCCGUUAGCCUGAGCGGCUCUGUGGUGCUCGGCUGCCUCUUCGCUCCAAAAAUCCACAUCAUCUUGUUCCAGCCUCAGAAAAACGUGACCACACUGAGAGUCACCACCACUCGCUUUAGUGCCAGCGGCGCGGGACACGGAUCCGGCUACUCGCAUGCUUCAGCUUCCAACUACGUGCCAACUGUGUGUAAUGGUCGAGAGGUGGUAGACUCCAAGACGUCCUCCUUGUAAAGAAUAACAGCUAAACAUCGUUUGGAUGGGUCUACAUAGCAUAGAGCCCGCUGAAAAGCUGAUGGAAGUCUGGGCCUCUUUUCAAAGCUCUCUUAUGCCAGCAAAGUACAUUUUUCUAGUGAAAGCUUGAAAGCACAUAACUUUAAACUGAGGAAUCAGUAAAACAUCUCCAUUUUGGUAGGAAGAAAACAAAUAAGCUAAAUCAGAAAUUUAUAUUUUAAAAAAGUAACAUUAUACUGCACUGCAGUGUUUUUGUCCCAUACUAAACAUUUUAGGAGCACAGGUUCUGUGAUUUCCAAAUAAUUUAUAUAUGGAGCAUUGAUGAAUUGAAUAGGGUGUAAGAAACCUUAAUGAACAUGGGCAGAUGAUGCAAAUAUCUGUGUAUCCUAUAAAUACCAAAUAGUCUCUCAGUUCUGUUUAUUACCUUAUUGCUAAUAUAAUGAAAUCAUAAGAUGAAAAACACCAUUCAGUAUACCCCUUCAUUUUUACAAAAGUAACAUUUUAUUUGACAUGCAGUAAAUGAUAGUAAGUUUGUUCAAUGUAGACUAAUAUAAGAACAAUGUUUUUAACGUUAGAUUUUGGUGAACCAGUUUGUGUUUUCUUGUAAUUUAUGUAAAUAAAAUGUGUUUUUUAUUAUUAAAAAUGUGAUGCUAUAACCUA
Brienomyrus brachyistius is the source of this 4436-nucleotide messenger RNA. Its product is annotated as metabotropic glutamate receptor 2-like. The coding region runs from base 1110 to 3776 and encodes 888 amino acids. The record is from RefSeq and is a predicted model, not a curated record. Gene Ontology annotation, cellular component: membrane. Gene Ontology annotation, biological process: regulation of synaptic transmission, glutamatergic; G protein-coupled glutamate receptor signaling pathway. NCBI's taxonomy places the organism in Eukaryota, Metazoa, Chordata, Actinopteri, Osteoglossiformes, Mormyridae. Gene Ontology annotation, molecular function: group II metabotropic glutamate receptor activity. The transcript is spliced from 6 exons.